Aspergillus affinis is the source of this 2976-nucleotide messenger RNA. RefSeq names its product small nucleolar ribonucleoprotein complex subunit. The transcript is spliced from 6 exons. Gene Ontology annotation, biological process: rRNA processing. The record is from RefSeq and is a predicted model, not a curated record. Gene Ontology annotation, molecular function: protein binding. Bases 1 to 2976 code for a protein of 991 amino acids. Gene Ontology annotation, cellular component: small-subunit processome; Pwp2p-containing subcomplex of 90S preribosome. NCBI's taxonomy places the organism in Eukaryota, Fungi, Ascomycota, Eurotiomycetes, Eurotiales, Aspergillaceae.
AUGACCGUGUCGCGACUUGCGGUCACCGCGACCGCCAUCGUCCUGCUCGUCGGCUGCGCUUCCGCUGGCGACCUCGGUUCGACUUCCAGCACCAUCGCGACGCCGUCACCUUCGCCUUCGCCAUCAGCACAGUCCAUCCCCUAUCCGCUAGCGGGCCCAGAUUCUUCUGGGGACCCAGAUGAUGAAAACGGAGAAUGCAGGCUUUUGGGACCUUUUUCGCUCCUCGUUCAGGCCGCGCUCGGGGGGCUGGCCCUGUUGUCUCUGGUCUACAAACGAUGGAGGGAAAGGCCGCAGCGGCCCCUGAAAGUAUGGGCCUUCGACGUCUCAAAACAGGUCUUUGGGUCGGCAAUGCUCCAUCUCGCAAAUUUACUCAUGUCCAUGUUCUCUGCCGGCCAACUGGAGAUCACCAGCGACUAUAAACCCAACCCCUGUUCUUUCUACUUGUUGAAUCUGGGCAUCGACACCACCCUUGGUAUUCCGAUUCUGAUCUUCAUUCUCCAUGUACUAAAUCGCUUGGCCUCUUAUACUCCGCUCGCCAACCCCCCGGAAUCGAUUAUUUCGGGUAACUAUGGUCGCCCGCCUCGUGCAUUUUGGUGGUUCAAGCAGUCGAUUAUAUAUUUCAUUGGAUUGCUGGGGAUGAAAAUCUGUGUCUUCUUCCUCAUCCAGCUCGUGCCGUUCAUUGUCAAGGUCGGUGAUUGGGCUUUGCGAUGGACGGAGGGAAAUGCAGCCGUGCAAAUUUUCUUCGUCAUGCUCCUGUUCCCCGUUUGCAUGAACGCAAUUCAAUAUUACAUCAUCGACACUUUCAUCAAGAAACCAUCGCAUGAGUUGCUAGAGGAAGGGGAUGACCAUGAGGACGACUUAGACGAUGACCACGACCACCGCCACGCACUGUUGGCAGGUUUGGAGGAUGACGGAACGUUGGUGUCCGAGGACGACGCUGCGGAGCGAGGACCCGCCAAAGAUCUGGACAGCCCGACGCGAACGAAAGAAGCUCUAUCGAAAUUCGACGCUGCCGAUUAUCCCCCUGCAUCCCGGGGUGAGAACAUUUCUGCCUCGUCUGCCUCAACCGGUUCCAGCAGCAGCCAUGGCGAAUAUGAUUUGAUGUCAUCAUCUACGAAACUCACGGUCAUUUUGAAUCCAACCAACACCAAGGCCGCAUCAACAAUGCCGAAAGCCGCGGUCAAGGAUAAAACCCGCCAAAAGGCAAAGCCGACUUCACGGUCGCCUUUUGAGACGGCAAAACCUGCCCAUGAUGAUAGCGACGUGGAAAUGGACAGCGGGACUAGCGAUAGCGAUGAUGAUGUGCCCGAGAAGGACGAGGCGGAGAGGAAACUGGAGAAAAUGCUCUUCGGCGACGACGAGGGAUUCCAUGACGCAUUGAAGAGCCAUCAAAAUCGCAGUUUGACGGCGCUAUCGACUUUGAGUGACGAUGAGGCAGCCAGUGAAGAGGAAGAGGGCGAGGAGGGCGAGGAAAAAGCGCUGGACGAUAUGGCGGAUGCCGAUCUUUUCUUCCUCGAUUCCGGCGCGGAUGCGGACGUCGCCGCGCCCACCGAGUUGAUGUCCGAUGCCGGGACCGAAGAUGACGACGAGGCGGAUGAACUGCCGGCGGUGUGGCACGACAGCGACGAUGAGCGUCUCACGGUCUCGCUUGCGAGCCAUCAGAGGCUGAGGAAGCUGCGCGUGGCCGAGUCCGAGGAUGUGAUCAGCGGUAAGGAGUAUAUUCGACGUCUUCGCAGACAGUACCAGCAAUUGCACCCGACGCCUGAAUGGGCGAACCCCGAGCUGAGCGUGGCACGAAAUGACUCCGACUCGGACGACAUGGAUACGGAUGACGAGGGCCCAAAUUCCGCGCAGCCUCUUGCGAAGCUCCUUCAAGGCGUCACCGACCUCACAAAACUUGAGGAUAACACGCACGCGGGUGGAAAGAGAAAGCUGCGCCAGGAAAUGCUGGAUAUUCAGAGGUUGAAGGACGUUGGGAAAGACCAGCCGUCUUCGAUCGAUUCGCUUUGCUUCCAUCCUCACUACCCAUUGCUACUGUCCUCGGGGCCGGCAGCGACGCUCUUCCUUCACCACAUCUCGCCAUCUUCUGCGGCCCCCAACCCCCUCCUAACCUCGUUCCAUAUCCGCCGUACGCCCAUCCACACCUCGGCGUUUGCCCCCGCUGGCAACAAGAUCUUUGCCUCGGGCCGCCGGCGCUACUUCCACAUCUGGGACUUGAACACCGGCAAGGUGGACAAGGUGAACGGCACGGCGGAUCGGAGGGAGGAACAGAAGUCCAUGGAGCGAUUCAAGCUCUCGCCCUGUGGUCGGUACGUCGGGCUUGUGGGCACGUCGCGCAAGGGCGGCGGUCUCAUCAACGUCCUCGAUUCUGGUACGGCGCAGUGGAUUGCCCAGGUCCGGGUGGACGGCCGCGGCGGCGUAGCGGACUUCGCUUGGUGGAGUGACGGCGAGGGUAUGACGGUUGUCAGCAAGAACGGUGAAGUGUCCGAGUGGGACAGGAAAUCCAGCCGGGUCGUGGCCCGAUGGGUGGACGCGGGCGCGGUGGGCACGACGGUGCUCAGCCUGGGAGGACGGUCCGGACGCACGCAGCUGGGAGGUGACCGCUGGGUGGCCAUCGGCAGCUCCAGCGGCAUCGUCAACGUGUACGACCGGCGGCCCUGGGCAGCGGCGUACGCCACGCAGCCCUCGUCUGCUAUCCCACGCAACCCAGAGCCCGUGCGUGCCCUGGACCAGCUCACGACACCGAUCAGUCACCUGGAGUUCGCGCCGGACGGACAGUUCUUCGUCAUGGCUAGUCGGUGGAAGAGGGAUGCUCUGAGAGUCGUUCACCUUCCUUCGUGUACCGUGUUCCGCAACUGGCCCACGUCCAACACGCCUUUGGGCCGAAUCUCGUCGGUAGCCAUCUCGCCCAACUCCGAGCAACUUGCAGUGGCCAACGAACAGGGCCGGAUCAGACUAUUCGAGAUCCGGGGGUAG